AUGGCCUUUAUUCUAACUGAGGUUUCACGCCUCCUCUACCUCCUCCUCCUCCUCCUCCUCCUCCUCCACUGCCUUCUCCAGCUGCCCUCACGAAGGGCGGUAAUUCUUGCGCUGGAGCGCCACGAUCCAGACAAAGAGAAUUGUCGAGGCAGCGCGCCCAACAUCAAACAGAGCUGCGACACAUAG
Echinococcus granulosus is the source of this 186-nucleotide messenger RNA. RefSeq lists its product as hypothetical. The record is from RefSeq and is a predicted model, not a curated record. The transcript has 2 exons. Bases 1 to 186 code for a protein of 61 amino acids. NCBI's taxonomy places the organism in Eukaryota, Metazoa, Platyhelminthes, Cestoda, Cyclophyllidea, Taeniidae.